UUAAAAGACUAUAAUCACCGCCAUUUUGACUUUUCUGUUCGAACUGGAAGGAAGUGGUGACAUGCAAUUGAUAAUUGACAAGAAACUGACUGGUAGGGAAGCUAGGUGAAAUAUGUCUGCUGAUUACCUGACAAUAGCUCCUACUGAAGAAAGUCAUAACCAGACAACAACAGCUGAGACAGUACAACAAUCAGAUGUCCCACAGGGAAGUCAAGAGAUCGUCAUUGACGGCACUCCCCUCCAGAUCCCGGCAGGAAAUUACAGAACAGAGGUCUUGGAGGAUGGAACCGUUCAAGUUAUUGUCUACCAGGAACCAGGGAAUCAGACACUCAAUAACACUGUAACUCAGCCAGCAGCACAACUAAAUCCAGUUAUCUUUCCAAUAGAGUCGGAGUUCAAGGCUCGUCGUAGUCAUGACAUUGGCAUACAGAACACAACAGUGCCACACUUCAAUACGUACUGCUUCACAGAGCAGGGUACCCAGACAUUUCCUACACCAGACAUAGACUUACAGCAAGAAAUGAUUCAGCCAGAACUAGAGGAUGAGGAAGUAGAAGAGGAAUUAUUAUCUCCUCUCCCUGGCAAAAAAAAGAGGGGCCGGCCUCCAAAAGCUCAAGUCAUUCAUAACCUCACUGUUCCCAGUGAAAGCAGUAAGUUUAACAAAGGCACCAAGGUUAUGUCCUAUCAUAAAUGUACCAUCUGUGGUAAAUGUUACAAAAACAAAGCCAACUGGACAGCUCAUCUUAAGUUACAUGACAAAGAAGAGGUGUUUAUGUGUGGAUUUUGUGGGCAGAUAUUUCAGAAAACUGCAUUUCCUCAACAUUUAAAAACUCAUAAGAAAGAAAAUUCUAACAACGAAAAUGCUGCCCAGUCCAAUAUGGAGGCUAGUACUGCCAGUUCAUCAGGGAAUCUGACAAACACUCCCCUUUAUCAUGAGGCCAAACAGCCAAGCCCCAGCAAGCAAACAGGAAUAAUGAAACCUGCUUCAAGCAUCCCUGCCAAGCUGGACAUCAGAACUGGAAAUCUUGACCGGCAGAAGGAAGUGGUCCUCCAGAGCCAUCAGGUGACCCUUCCCAAUCAGCAGGUUGCUACGGUAAUAGAUCUGGGGAGCCUUGGAAAUCUGUUGACAUCUGGCAACAGUCAGAAUCAGCUGGAUUUGAUGAACAGAGAUGGGGAUCCUGAGAAUUCCCUAGAGGGCAUGGAGGGGGAGAAUGAUGAUACUAAAACCAAGUACAUCUAUAAAUGUAAUGUCUGUGGCAAGGAGUACAACAACAAAAGUAACUGUCACCGGCACCUGAAAACACACACCCAUGAGAAAACUUACAAAUGCCCUGCUGAUGGAUGCGACAAGGUUUACAUGCACAGAUAUGAACUACGCAUGCACAUGAGAAUCCAUACUGGGGAAAAGCCAUUUAAGUGUGCUGUCUGUAAGAGAGGAUUCAACGAGGGUGGAAAUCUUAGACGUCACAUGAAAAUACAUGCAGGGGAUGACACUCCUUUCAAAUGUGGGGUCUGUUUCAAAGGUUUCAGUGAGAUGUUCCGCCUACAGGUUCAUCUGAAGGUACACAGUGGUAACAUUGUGUGUGAUACUUGUGGCAAGAAGUUUGGGAAGAUAUCAGAUUUGUACAGACAUAUUCGCAUCCACACAGGGGAUAAACCCUACAAAUGUGAUAUUUGUGGGAAGGCCUUCUGUCAGAAAGUCAAUCUCCAGACUCACUACAGAACACACUCAGGAAAAACACCAUUCAGAUGCACCCUCUGCAACUUUGGCUUUAGCAAGAAAGCCAUCCUGGAUAAUCACAUGAACGGCCAUGAACCAGAGGAGAUUGAAGAGCAUGAGAUGAAUCUAAGAAUGAUGGGAUUGACAGAAGCUGUCACUAUCAAACAAGAACCUCGUACCCCUGCUCCCCCUCCUGUGGAAGACCCAGAAGAGGAACCCCAGCAGAUGGAGGUCGUGACCUUGGAUGCUAAAACUGGCUUGGUGGAGGUCACUCUAGAGAACCAGGAAUCUGAAACUGGACUCAGUCAGGAGGAGCUGGCUCAGCUAGUGGCAGCCACUGUGGAGGAAACUGAGGAGACGUGACAAUAGUUCAUAUAGAAUUAACUGUUUAACGUGGUAUUUAUUACUGUAAAUAUUGGACUUGUAUCGAGAUUUAGGAGUUGACAUUAAAAAAUCACUUCUUAUGGGAUGCUUGUAACAUUUCUAAGAGUUGAUCUAGAUUUUUAAUUUGUAGUUUGUUAAAAUGUAUAAUUACUAUAUUUUAUGAGCCUUAAUAAAACAUGGAUGGUUAA
This is a messenger RNA of Saccostrea echinata, 2292 nucleotides long. Its product is annotated as zinc finger protein 260-like. The record is from RefSeq and is a predicted model, not a curated record. Lineage: Eukaryota; Metazoa; Mollusca; Bivalvia; Ostreida; Ostreidae. Bases 113 to 2083 code for a protein of 656 amino acids. The transcript is spliced from 3 exons. Gene Ontology annotation, cellular component: nucleus.